UAUAUAUAAGCAAAUAGAAAAAAAUAAUUAUUAAGUUGACGAGAUAAAUAACGAAAUGAAAGUUGCACUUCUUUUGGUAGCCGUAUUGGCGGCAUGCAAUGCCUUCCCUCUUGAGGAGCCGGAACAGGACAUGUCCAUCUUCUUCGAGCAUGUGGACCUCAACGCCCGUAUCGUAGGCGGCAGCCAAGCCGGUAACGGUGCUCACCCCCACAUGGUCGCCAUUACCAACGGUGCUAAUGUCAGGAACUUAGUUUGCGGCGGCUCCAUCAUCUCCCGCAGGACUGUCCUUACCGCUGCCCACUGCAUCGUGCCCAUCCGCAGCGGCAACAAUGUUAAUCCUAACGCUCGCGCCACCGUCGGUACCAACCGCUGGGCAUCUGGUGGUCAGAUGUACUCGUACCAGAGAUUCGUCAUCCACCCCAACUACAACGCCAACACCAUCAAGAACGACAUCGGUGUGCUCCACACCUCCAGCAACAUCGUCUGGAAUAACGCUGUCAGGGCUAUUGCUGUUAACUACGAUUUUAUCGGAGACAGAAUGAACUCCAGAGUUGCUGGAUGGGGCAGAAUCAGGGCCGGUGGUGCUAUCUCUGCCAAUCUACUCCAACUGAACGUGCAAACUAUCGAUGGCAACCGUUGCGUGCGUGACGUCGCUAGUGUCGCCGCCAGCCUUAACAUAAGGGUUCCCGCUGUUAACCCCAAUGUUGAGCUCUGUACCUUCCACUCUCGCAACCACGGCACUUGCAACGGUGACUCUGGUAGCGCUCUGCUCCGCGUGGACCGCGGCCAGCAAAUCGGUAUCGUGUCUUGGGGUAUCCCGUGCGCCCUGGGCGCUCCCGACAUGUUCGUCAGGAUCAGCGCCUUCAGAAACUGGGUCCAGAGCAACACCGUCAACUAAAUUAUUCUCAAUUUUCAACUUCAACUUAAAGAAUAAUUUUAAUAAACUCUUUCAAUUUA
Manduca sexta (tobacco hornworm) is the source of this 957-nucleotide messenger RNA. RefSeq names its product chymotrypsin-1. The record is from RefSeq and is a predicted model, not a curated record. The transcript has 5 exons. Gene Ontology annotation, biological process: proteolysis. Bases 56 to 898 code for a protein of 280 amino acids. Gene Ontology annotation, molecular function: serine-type endopeptidase activity. NCBI's taxonomy places the organism in Eukaryota, Metazoa, Arthropoda, Insecta, Lepidoptera, Sphingidae.